AAUUUACUUGAUAUUUUAUCAAAUUGGUCCUAAAUUCUGUUUUUUUGUAUCACAUUGAAUGUGUAAGUGUGUAAUUUUAUGAUUACGACUCAAACACAACCUGGCGGCUUGAUUUGUGUGUUACAUCAUUCGAUGUCAGACAAUGGUGAAGCAGUGAAUCAGUGAUGUUACUGUGUAUUAUUUGUGUACAUCAUGGGUUAUGACAAGUGUGAAUUAUCAGUGAGAAUCAAGUGAUUUUUUUUUGACAGCUAUUUAAAUUUUAUUAUCGGAGUACGGGCAAGUCGGUACGAAGUGCUGAAGUGACGGGGGAGCAUCCAAUGCUUAACGUGUAGAAGCUUCUCUGUCAUUAUCAAAGUGGCAAUAUAACAUAAAGACUCCGGAUUCGAUACGUCAUGCCGUCAGCCCAUUUAACUCUUAGGGAAGAGGACGUGGUGCGUCUGACCCUAGAGUUUUUACAUAAUCGUGACCUGCACAUAUCUCAAUUGAGUGUUGAACGUGAAACUGGAGUAAUCAAUGGAAAUUAUUCCGACGAUGUUUUAUUUUUACGACAAUUAAUUUUAGAUGGACAAUGGGAUGAUGUUUUAGAAUUUAUUCAACCACUUGAAGCGUUGCAAUCGUUUGAUAUGAGAAAAUUCUGUUACACGAUUAUGACACAUAAAUAUGUCGAAUUAUUGUGUAUAAAAUCAGAGGCCGGAUUGCAGGGCAGCAAUGUGGAUAAUGCUGUUGAAGAAGUAGUUAAAGUUUUAAAUGAUCUCGAAAAAUAUGCCCCAUCAAAAGAGGACUAUUCAACAUUAUGUCUUCUUUUAACCUUGCCACGAUUAAACGAUCAUGCACUAUAUAAAGACUGGAAUCCUAGCAAUGCUAGGGUUAAAUGUUUUAGAGAAGUGUUUCCUCUAGUCGAACCUUUCUUGCCAGGUGAUAGAAAAACAUUAGAUCAAGCCAUGGGUACCACAACGACAGCGAAAAAUGACCGUCUUAUACAAUUAAUAAUAAAAGGGAUUUUAUAUGAAUCCUGUGUGAAUUAUUGCCAAGCAAAAGCAACGGGCUCAAAAGAAUCAUUAUCACAAGAAAUGAGUUUUUCACGCUUAUUGGAUGGUAGUGUGGGUUUCAGUGACAGUGAUUUAAGUUUGUUAUCUUGGUUACAAAGUAUCCCACCAGAGACAUUUUCAGUUCCUUUUGAACAACGCACCUUAAAUGUAGAUGUCGAACGAUUAGAGCGGCCAUCAUUAGAAACAUCGUGGACAGAACAUAUGUUGGUAACACCUAUUAAACCAAAAACUUUUCCACAUUCAGCGAUGCCAUUCACAAGGCCACGCUCAGCAGCGGAUGUUAUGUCUAGAUCUCUUCAUCCAGCUUUCGAUGGUUUAUCGAGUGGACUUGGUGGUUCACCGGCGCAUGUCACAAAUCCACGAAUGAUGGCUUUGUCUACAGGUGAUAUCAAUUCAAGUAAUCCAAUGUCACGUUCAAGUUUCGCUAGUUUUCAUCUAUCGGGUAGUGUAAAAAAUAGUAAAUUAAUGAAUUCAUCAGUUGAUCGAUUAUUCGAGAAUGAAAACGAAGUAUUUUUAAGUAGUAGUUAUGCUGAAUUUCAACAAUUACCGUCAAUCAUUGAACAAAGUACACCGAAAACGAUUCACUCACCCGCAUUACCCACAAACGGAACAAAUACAGACUCUAAAAGUCUUGAAAGAAUUCCAAACAAAUCACCUUUACCAAGUACUCCAGAACAUCAAAAAGGUAGAGAAUCACCAGCUUCUUCUUCCACUAAUUUAUCUUCGCGUCGUGACUCAUUAUCAGAAAAAACUGCUACUAUUAGUGUUAGCGGAAUCAAACAAAUGCUACCACCAACGGUACAACCAUUAACUUCUGCAUCAGAUACUCAUAUGGAUAAUAGUUAUAAUGGAGAUUUGCUUAAGGAAUACCAAAGACAAAAGCAACGAGUCCAAGAACAAAUUUCGGCAAAAGAAAGGGAGAGAGAAGAACUGAUUAGACAACAAAUUAAUCACCAUGACAAUAGAUUAAUAGAUGAAAAUACAAGACCUAAGACUGCUGUAAAUGGAGUUCCUCCACAUCAAAAUGCCACAACGAAUCUCAUUUCAUCAACACCAAAUCGAUUUAAUGGUGAUUCAGCACAACAUCAAAAUAUACCUGCACAUCAUCCACUUCAACAAAAUGGUAUGCAUUCAAAACAACAAGUUUUGAAUCAUAAACAACCGCCUGCUGAACCUCAUUAUGAAACUGUUAAGACACCGCCACAGAAAGGCGUACCUGAAAAUGAUAUUGAAACAAACGGUGGAUCUAGACCACGAUUUAUACCAGUCACAUCAUUGGAAGAUGUUCAAGCUGUUAGGUGUGCCGAAUUUCAUCCUGGUGGUCAAUUAUAUGCUGUUGGUUCAAACUCAAAAACGUUACGAAUUUGUGCGUAUCCAAAACUUAGUGAUAUUAGAAAUGAUCAUCAAACAUAUCAACCAACUGUACUUUUCAAAAGAACGAAACAUCAUAAAGGCUCUAUAUAUUGUUUAGCGUGGUCACCAAUGGGCGAUUUAUUGGCAACAGGUUCAAAUGACAAAACAGUGAAAUUAAUGCGUUUUAAUUCGGAUACAUCGAAUUUGGAAGGACAAGAAGUUGAGUUAACAAUGCACGAUGGCACAAUACGUGAUUUAUGUUUUAUAGAAGACUCAUCAAAUAAAUCAAGUUUAUUGAUAAGUGGCGGUGCGGGAGAUUGUAAAAUAUAUGUAACAGACUGCGAAACAGGUACACCCUUUCAAGCAUUAUCUGGACAUUCUGGUCAUGUGUUAUCGUUGUACAAUUGGGGUGGAGCUAUUUUUGUUAGUGGCAGUCAAGAUAAAUCAGUACGAUUUUGGGAUUUAAGGACAAGAGGAUGUGUUAAUGUUUUUACACCAGCAACAGUUCCCGGUAGUCGGCAAGGUUCCGGUGUCGCCUCAUUAUGUGUAGAAUCAUCAGGGCGUUUAUUAGUGUCAGGACAUGAAGACGGAUGUUGUGCUUUGUAUGAUAUUCGUGGCAAUAGACCAGUGCAAUGUUUUAAACCUCAUGCAGCUGAUGUAAGAUCUACGCGGUUUUCACCUUCGGCAUACUAUUUAUUAACUGCCGGAUAUGACAACAAACUUGUGUUAACUGAUUUGCAAGGUGAUUUAACAAUGGCAUUACCCAGUGUUGUCGUCGCACAACAUCAAGACAAAGUGAUAUCAGGCCGUUGGCAUCCAUCAGAAUUUUCAUUUAUUUCAACCAGCGCAGACAAAACUGCAACUUUAUGGGCGUUGCCGCCAUUUUAAACGUAUAUUUUUGUAUAUUAUUGGUCUAUAUUUAUAUAAUGAUAUAAUAUUUAACAAAUAUUUAGAAUUAACAUGACA
Messenger RNA from Chrysoperla carnea, 3368 nucleotides. RefSeq names its product WD repeat-containing protein 47. NCBI's taxonomy places the organism in Eukaryota, Metazoa, Arthropoda, Insecta, Neuroptera, Chrysopidae. The transcript has 8 exons. The record is from RefSeq and is a predicted model, not a curated record. The coding region runs from base 393 to 3290 and encodes 965 amino acids. Gene Ontology annotation, molecular function: protein binding.